Messenger RNA from Punctularia strigosozonata HHB-11173 SS5, 2299 nucleotides. RefSeq names its product actin-like ATPase domain-containing protein. The coding region runs from base 298 to 2199 and encodes 633 amino acids. The transcript is spliced from 18 exons. Lineage: Eukaryota; Fungi; Basidiomycota; Agaricomycetes; Corticiales; Punctulariaceae. The record is from RefSeq and is a predicted model, not a curated record.
UGCUGUGGGGAAGCGCGGCAUAGCCACCCGGACGAGACCAACGCGCAGACGAAGCACGCCAGUUCCACGCCAGUUACGACUCAACCUCCUCCGACAUCACCACCUCAAUUCCAGCCUCAAACUGCCGUUCAACCUGAGCAAUAUGGACAACCUCCGGGAUCGCAAGCCUGGGCUUCAGCGCAAUCUGGUUCUUCCCCCGUUCACGGCAACACGAACGCUCCGAGUCCUCCGCCUACUCUAGCGCAACCGACCCCGGUAUACCCUGCGCCUGAUCGCACGACAUCUACCUCACCCUCAAUGAUGAGCAUGUCAACGCUUCCGGCGUCCCAGGGUGUGCCAACGCCGCCUUCGAUGGGCGUUUCGAGCCUUGCACGACCACCCUCGGCCUACCAGCCAAAUGGGUUCUAUCCGAGCGCGCAUGGCCGGGGCAUUUCCGUCUCUGAUGGCGGAAACCGUUCGGUGUCCAUGUCUUUCUCUUCGGUAGAUGGCAGCGGUGCUGGGGCGAAUCAGGGCAGGAUGUCUGUUGCGGUCGACUUUGGGACGACAUUUUCAGGCGUUGCGUUCGCCUCGGCGCGUAUAUCCGCGGGACAAGUCCAACAGAUUCUUCAUUGGCCUGGCUCGUCCGAGACGUUCAGGAAAAUUCCCACGUGCCUGGUUUACGACGAGAAUGGCAAAAUCAUUGCCUGGGGCCUGGAAGCCAAGAAUACGCCCGUCCAUGCUUGUUUCAUCAAAUGCGAGUGGUUCAAGUUGUUCCUUGAGCCUCAUGCCUUGAGGAAUGAAGACGCUGUGGAUAGCCGAUUACCUCAACUUCCCCCUGGCAAAACUGCGAUAGAUGUCAUCAUAGACUUCUUAUCAUGCAUAUGGGAGUACGCAAAGGGCCAGAUCACGCGUCAGCUUGGCUCUGUGGCUGACCUCGAUUCCGCGGAUAUCAUCUUGACAGUCCCCGCCGCCUGGGAUGCGAAAGGCUGCGAGCUGAUGCGGGAUGCCGCGAUCUCCGCCGGUCUCGUGCAGUCCUCCCGCGCUGGCGAUAAGAAUUGGCGGGAUCGUCUGCGCAUCAUUACAGAACCCGAAGCUGCUGCGGUCCAUUGCGCGACCAUGACGGAUGUACACAGACUUAAGACUAGCCAGAACUUUAUGAUCUGUGAUGCUGGCGGUGGUACCGUUGACCUCGCUGUCUACAAAAUCCUCGGCCAGUUAGCCAACCUGGAAAUCGCGGAGAUUUGCGCUCGCUCCGGAGCAAAUUGCGGCUCACUAUUUCUCGAUCUUCGGUUCCGCUCGCUCGUCGAGACUCUUCUAGCGGACUAUCCCGCCCAUCUCGAUCCGCCGAGCAUGGCAAACUUCAUGCGCGCGUUUAGCGAGAACGAAAAACUCGAAUACCGGGGCGUAGACGAUGAUGGGAAUAUGAUCCAAUUCUCCUGCUUCAACGUUCAGCCUGAUGACCCAUCGGUCGGGCUCAUUAACGGGGAACUGGUAAUACCAGGCAAGCUUGUUUUUCUCACCGUCGAUGUGCUAGACCUGGUAGAAGAGCAAUUGAAGAAGGCGGAGCAGAGAAUUGAUGCCUUGCUCCUCGUAGGUGGAUUCUCGGGCAGUGAAUACUUGUUCAAGCGCGUGAACGAGCAAUUUGGUGGACGCAUUCGCGUCAUUGCACGACCGGUCGAUGCGGAUACAGCAACGUUGCGCGGCGCUGCUAAACAUGGCUUGGGGGGCCGCAAUGUCGUUUCGAGCACGAUCGUGCCCCGAUCCUACAUCAUGAAGGUGAAACUUCCGGCAGAGUCGGAGGAUUGGCUGAAGCGUCCUGCGUACAUAAAGAGCGUCGAUGGGGGCACGCCGGUGUGCGAGAACCGGCUCCAGUACCUCGUCACGAAAGGCGCGAUCUUGCGGAGAGGUCAAAGGGUAAUCACGAAGUUUUGCAAAUACUCCCAAAGCUCCCAAGAUCGAAUCUUCGUGGCGACGCUGUACACCUCCGACAGUGAUAAGGUGAUGCGAUAUAACGACGAGGGCGAGACCGACGAACUGUGCAAAUGGACUGUGGACUUGGGUGCCCUCCCGGUCUUCCAGCAGAACGCGGCCGCAAGCAUGGGUAAUGGCUUUUACACAGAGUUCGAACUCGGGCUCGAAUUCGACAGUGCCGAAGUCCGAGGGGUUCUGCUGUACGACGGGCAGGAAUGGGGCAAGAUCGUGUUCGAUUUUCUUUCAUGAUAUCUUUUUUUACCGCGUUGUGCGAUCACGAUGGGCAGCCGCGAGGCCGAAGGGACCAGCAUGGACGGUAGUCGAGGGGUCAAUUGCAGAACCAAGGAAC